Messenger RNA from Styela clava, 1157 nucleotides. RefSeq names its product kynurenine formamidase-like. Gene Ontology annotation, molecular function: arylformamidase activity. Lineage: Eukaryota; Metazoa; Chordata; Ascidiacea; Stolidobranchia; Styelidae. The record is from RefSeq and is a predicted model, not a curated record.
UCUGCUGUUAGAACCUAUUUCAAACAGGAGAUGAAAUAGCCUCAAUCCGAUAUAUAUUAUAGUUAUAGUGUUUAAUGUAAUAUAAGAAAUUGUGACGGUUUCAGCAAAGCUAUUAAUAUUAUUUCUCAUAGUCAGAUAGAUAUAGUAGAAAGAAGUUGUGAAAAUGAAAAUUGCACCUUGUUUACUGUUAUGCUUUGGACUUUUAACAGUUUGCAAUGGAAAAUGUUGGAAACGAAACAAUUGGGGAAGAUUCAAGUUUGAUUCAGCAAAUGCCAUAGAUCUUACUCAUGAAGUCAAUGAAGAUGCAGCCGUUUGGCCAACUGACUUAUCUCUCGGUUACAAGCUUAUUCAACAUGUUAAAGGAAUUGUCAGCAACGGUCCAUUCAAAUUCUUUCUCGAUUCCAACUCAUUCAGUGCUAAUACACUCACUGGAACUCAUGUUGAUGCGCCGAGUCAUUUCAACGCGGAAAGGAAUCAAGCACAAGAUAUUCAUCUGAAGGGAAUGAUAGGGCCAGGUGUAUUAAUUGACAUGACCAAAGACGGAGUUCCAAUGCCACGAGAAGCCUUGAUUACAAAAGAAGAUAUAAGAGCUUGGGAAAGGAAGAAUGGUCGCAUCCGAGAAGAUACGAUUGUUCUCUUUCGAACUGGUUACGGAGAUUUAUACUGGAAUGACAGGAAUGGUUAUUACGGAACAAAGGUUCGUGGACCAGCUGCUGCGUUAGAUCUUCAUGUACCUGGAUUGCAUUUCGAGGCCGCGGAAUGGUUGAUAAAAAAAAGAUGCAUUGCUGCCGUUGGAAUUGAUAUUUUUACUAUUGAUCGUGGACAAGAUUUAAACUUUCCAACACAUCGAGUAUUCGCGGAUGCCAAUAUUGCAGUUUAUGAAGAUCUUGCCAACCUCGACCAACUUGUAGAACAUCAGAAAAAAUUCUUCGUCUUCGCAAUGCCGCUCAAGCUUAAGGGUGCUGCUGGUUCUCCAAUCCGAAUUGUCGCCUACCCACAGUAGAAGAUUGUUCAAAUUGAUCGUACUAUUAGUACUUUUAUACGUACAUAUAUCUUUUAAUCGAAAGGACUAUUUGGAACUUACUGAUAUGCUAAAUCCCUAAUGGUGCUGUUAUUCAUAAUAAAAUGAAAUGUUUUAUUAUUUCACCGUGACAAUA